AUAAUAGACAAGCCAGGAUGUCACCAAUGUGGAGGGAGUGGGAAUUUGGGUAGGGAAUAAGCAGCACUGGUACUCCUGAUGCCAUCACACAGACUCCCACAUGAACUUGUAAAGUGGAAACCAACUAGUGUGACGAAAUGAGGACACCCAUAAGAAAAGAGGAGGGAGGGCAGAAGAGUCAAUAGAGCAAAAUGGAAGCAGCAGUAAAUCAUAGAAUAUGAGGGUUGGAAGAGACGUUGGGAGGUCACCUAGUCCAACCCCCUGCUCAAAGCAGUGACCAAGCCCCAGUUUUUGCCCCAGAUCCCUAAAUGGCCCCCUCAAGGAUUGAACUCACAAACCUGGGUUUAGCAGGCCAAUGCUCAAACCACUGAGCUAUUCCUCCUCCCAGUGACAGAAAGGAAUGGAAGAGACUGGUUUCUGUCCUGUGCUCCAACAUUUGUACAGGAAGGAUGUAAAAAGAAACAAAACCAGAAGAGUUCCUAAAGAAGAUAAUCUUCCACUCAUGCAUGUCACUACAAUACAGCCAUACAGAAUGUGCAACAUAGUCAGAAUUUAUUUAAAUGGAGUAUGUUUAAAUGUUUUAUGGAGCACUUCCUUUUCGCAUUCUAAGCAAGUGUAAUAAUUGCACACAUUGCCUUCCUAGGGAUUCUAAUUUUUAUUUUAAAGAUGUGAUUUCUGCACUAUUUCAAGAUGAACUGACCAGAUGUUCACUUGUGCUAUCACCUUUCUCUGUCUCUCCUGGCUGGCAAAUCCAACAUCAGUUGAAAUGUAAAGGAAAAACUAAACUCUUCUUUGACUUGAUACUGUUCUUCAAUGUAACUUUGUUAAAGCAGCCAUACUUACCUCAUGCCCCACAGAUUUAAUGUGUAAUGCCACAAAAAACUCAACAGCUUGCCACCCAUGGCCACCUCCUGUUCCCCUGGUAUGGCAGAGUUGACCCUACCCACAGAGCAAAAAAUUUAUAGUAAAUGUGUGUAUAUACAAUGCUCGCCAAAUGCCUGAGCAAUGAAAGUAGCCCAAGUAAAUCAGCUAUACUUUCUUUCAGACUUUGCCCAAUUGAGGGCUGUAUUGUAAUUUGCCAGGAACCAUAAGGCUGCCAAUUUUUGGUAUUGUCCUCUGGGGCAGGUUCUCGGCAUUAUAGUAUUGUGAUGCUGUUCUGUUCAUCACCUUCUUCCCCCCUCAAAAGAGAUUUCUAGGUUUAUUUUAAUAUAGCCUACAAGGUGAGAAAUACCCUUGUCAAAAUCAACUCUCAGUCAAAAGAAAAGAGGCAGCUAUGGCACUCCAGCACUAUAAUGCAUCUAAUUGACGUAACAUUACAAUUAUAAUAGUGCUGUAGAUUACUGUAGAACACUAGCUGGCUAGUGUUUGUUGGCUCCAUUCCUCUACUGGAUACAAUCAGAAGUGCUUAAUUUGGUGUCAUGGGCCCUAUACUGUUAACACCAAAAAGAGAUUCCUCUUCAGCUAGUGGUUAAUGUAGAUUGCAACAGUUCUUAACACCAACCAAGAUGGUGGAGGGAGCACUACUUCACCAAGCUGGAGAGAUGGGAGAUGUCUCUGUCUCUAGCUUCUCCUUACAUCAACCCCUGCCCUUCGCUGCUGUGGCAGUGGCCUAUGCUUUGAUAGUGGGAGCAUCUGGGUUUUAUCUCUGUUGUCACAAAAGUCUGAAUGGCUUAGGAUGACCAUAUGUCCCUUAUUUCAAAGGACCAUCUCUUAUUUCAUUGAUUUGUCGUAUGAGUAAGGGAAGGCUUUGCAGAGCCGUACUUAAAGAAUGUAACUGUUCGCUCAAAACAAGGUUUAAUCUAGAAAUCAACCUGAAGAAACCCAGUCCUUUUAACAAAAGGUUCUCCUUUUGUGUUUUAAGACUGCACUGAAUUGCACAUCUAAAAUGAAAAUCAAGGAUGUGGUUUCUUAUUUGAGACUCUGCCUGUUAAACAUAUUAGAUAUUCAGACAUUUUUCCACCCAGGCCUCUGGUUUUGCACUUUUAAAAACUAUUUUUAUAUGCACUUGUAACACAAGUAAAGAAAUGCUAGGAAGAAUUUAGAAAAUUUCUGGAAAGGUAAAGGUUUAGUGGCUAAGUAAACAGAAAAUGCUUGCUAUAUAUGGGUACCAGUAAGCUUUAUUACAACGAAGGUACAGUGAAGAGGUAGAGCUUUGAAACAUGGUGUUGGGGACACUGGGGCAUGGCCACUAGGUAACUCGAGGGGAUGGAAGACCACGAGUGUCGAUGAAGCCCCCUCACACUAGGCCCAGGUGUCCUUGCCCCCCCACCCUUGCCUGGAGGCACUCGCAGCAGUUAUGCGUACGAGGCCCAAGUAUCCUUGGCCCCCCCGCCUGGAGGCACUCACAGCAGUUAUGCUGAGAAUCUGCAACAAUAUGUUCCAUAGUCAGACUGCCUGAAACUAAGCAAGGCCAAACAAGGCAGAUAUGGAAGAACAAUGCUGAAUAAAGCAGCUUUAUGUAUGGUUUAACAAAUGAUACAGAGAACAAGGGAACUAGUUGGGAACUAGAUUGGCUGGCUAUAUGGAUACUUAGGGCAACCUGCUAUUGGAUAAGUAUGCUGGGAAAAAGGAUGUAUAAAAGCCUGUGUAACUUCCUGCUCUGUGUGCAGGAUUUGAGAUUCUAUUCUCCCUGUACCUUUUUGCAGCUGCAAAUAAACUUUUCUGCUUCUCCACCCCGUUGUGAUUACUGGGUGUAGCACACCGGGUAGCGAACCAACCCCAGCUGUUGUUUAGCCUCUCGGCACUGGGUGCCGGCAACAAUGGUAUCCAGCUCCUCUUCCUUCCAAUUUCUUAAAACUGGUGGAAUUUAUAUGUUCAGUCCUACCUCAAAUGAAGCAGUGGACAGAAUAGUUUCCUUGUGUAAACAGACUUGGAUUGCAGAAACCUACUACAUUUUUUUUAAGACCGCGCUUCAAAUUAAGUUAAUAUCAAUUGUACAUGUAAAGAGUUUUAUAAAUUGAUUUAAAAUGUAUCAAAACGAACAAUAAGGUAUCAUUUUAAACAUUAAAUUGAAGUUUAUGAUUCCAUUGUAUACUUCAGGGCAGUAGAAAUGUACACUUGAGAGAGAAAUACAUGACAUGCUAAGGGAAAAAAGAAGUUUCCCUAAACCAUCCCUUAAAAUAAAGCAUUGUCCUGUAUUUUUCAUGUGAUUUUCCCUUAUUUCCAUUUAUCAAAGAUGGUCACCCUAGAAUCUGAAGCACAGAGCAACGAAGUGAUUUGCUCACGGUCAUAUUCAGUGCUAAUGCUGGGCACAGUGUCCACACAGACUUCAAGCAAAUAUAGGACAACUGUAUAAGACACUCUUCACUGUUUUAUUCAUGGCAAAAUCAUCUCCCAAUAGGGCCAGUCUCAAGGUUAAAAAAGUCAGACCUCAAAAAUAAUAUAUUUAUUUGUUUGGGGCAAGUGGGGUGGGGGGGAAGUCUUUAUUUGCCUUUUAAUUUCUGAGCCUUUGGAGCUACACGCAGAUGCUGGUUUCAAGCGUGUGGUGGUGAAUGCUGUAAACUUUUCUGUUUAAAAUUAAAGCUCUGGUUCUCACAUAACCACAUGAGUCCAGCACCUGGGGCUUUUAGAAAAAAGCCAAAUAGCAUGAGACUACUGCCAAAAUUGUGAUAGUUGGGAAACCCCCUUCCCUUAGGCAGUAAGUGCUCCCGGUGUGGAGUGAAUCCUGAGAAACAAGACAUUUGCCCCACAGUGACUUGUUACAGGCCGCAGGAUGAGUGGGGCUCUAGAGCCAGGAAGAAGAGGUCCCAGGCCACUGAAUGGGUUAGUAGGACUGCAGCUACCCUCAUUGUCUAUAAGCAAGGUCCUUUACAUAACGCCCUUUCAGGGCAACUCACAAACUACUGGUCCCAAUACGCAAUGCUCCCAGAGGAGCCAGGCGGCUCAGACCCAUCUAGACUACAGCUCCCAGAAGGCAGUGCUCCCUCCAGAGUUCAGCGACCAGCUCGGGGUGGAGUGUUGCACGCUGGAACUUGCAGUCCCCGCACGCCAUCUCCCGAGCCAGGGGCCGACUCCUUCUUUUGUCCACGUCUCACUCCACUAAAGUCUUUCACCGGAAUCACGUGGCACAAACGGACCCCCGACCCCUUCGACUCCGAUUGGUCCACAGCGGCGCCACGUGAUGGGCUGAACCCGGAAGCCGCGGAAGGCGAUUGUUUCCUUGGCUACGCCACAGGAAAGCGAAGGAAUCAAGUGUUAGAAAUGUUUGAUCAUGCUUAUAGCAAUUACAUGGAUCAUGCCUACCCAGCUGAUGAACUCAUGCCUUUAACUUGCCGUGGACGGGUUCGGGGUCAGGAACCUAGUCGUGGGGAUGUAGACGAUGCCUUGGGAAAGUUUUCAUUGACACUGAUUGAUACCUUGGACACUCUUGUGGUGUUAAAUAAAACCAAAGAGUUUGAAGAUGCUGUAAAAAAUGUGAUAAAAGAUGUUAAUUUAGAUAAUGACAUAGUUGUAUCAGUUUUUGAAACUAACAUAAGAGUCCUGGGAGGUCUUUUAGGUGGGCACUCUGUGGCAAUUAUGCUGAAAGAAAAAGGUGAAUACAUGCAGUGGUACAGUGGUGAACUUCUGCACAUGGCAAAACAAUUGGGCUACAAACUUUUACCUGCUUUUAACACUACUAGUGGUCUCCCUUAUCCAAGAGUUAAUUUAAAAUUUGGUUUAAGAAGUCCAGAAGCUCGAACAGGAACAGAGACUGAUACUUGUACGGCUUGUGCAGGUACCUUGAUACUUGAGUUUGCUGCUCUAAGCCGAUUCACAGGAACAUCAAUAUUUGAGGAAUAUGCACGGAAGGCGCUUGAUUUUCUUUGGGAAAAAAGACAACGCAACAGUAAUUUAGUGGGAGUUACUAUUAAUAUACAUACUGGAGACUGGGUCCGCAAAGAUAGUGGAGUUGGAGCAGGAAUAGACUCGUAUUAUGAAUAUUUAUUAAAAGCCUAUGUCUUGCUUGGAGAUGACCGUUUCCUGGAAAGAUUUAACACACACUAUGAUGCCAUAAUGAGGUACAUUAGUCAACCACCUCUUCUGCUUGAUGUUCAUAUUCACAAACCAAUGCUAAAUGCUCGGACCUGGAUGGACUCUUUGCUUGCGUUCUUCCCAGGCUUGCAGGUAUUGAAAGGUGACAUUAGACCUGCUAUUGAAACUCAUGAGAUGUUAUAUCAGGUGAUAAAAAAGCAUAACUUUCUUCCUGAGGCUUUCACAACAGACUUCAGAGUUCAUUGGGCUCAGCACCCUUUAAGACCAGAAUUUGCAGAAAGCACCUAUUUCUUGUAUAAAGCUACUGGGGACCCUUACUACCUAGAAGUAGGAAAAACGCUCAUUGAAAAUUUAAACAAAUAUGCUAGAGUACCCUGUGGAUUUGCUGCAAUGAAGGAUGUUCGUACUGGAAGUCAUGAGGACAGAAUGGACUCUUUCUUCCUGGCUGAGAUGUUUAAAUACCUUUACCUGCUCUUUGCUGAUAAGGAAGACAUGAUUUUUGAUAUAGAAGAUUAUAUCUUCACUACAGAGGCUCAUCUAUUACCUCUUUGGCUCUCUACUACAAACCAAACAAUGUCUAAGAAAAAUACAACAACAGAAUACACGGAGCUGGAUGACAGUAACUUUGAGUGGACAUGUCCGAACACCCAGAUUCUCUUCCCAAAUGACCCUAUGUAUGCUCAGAGUAUCCGUGAACCUUUGAAAAAUGUGGUGGAUAAGAGCUGUCCUAGGGGCGUUGCCAGAGUAGAAGAGAGUUUUGGGAGUGGACCAAAACCGCCCCUGAGAGCCAGGGAUUUCAUGGCCAGUAACCCUGAGCAUUUGGAGAUACUGAAGAAGAUGGGAGUCAGUUUGAUUCACCUCAAAGAUGGAAGAGUACAAUUAGUGCAGCAUGCAAUUCAAGCAGCAAGUUCACUUGAUGCUGAAGAUGGUUUGCGAUUCAUGCAGGAAAUGAUUGAACUAUCCAGUCAGCAACAAAAAGAGCAGCAGCUACCCCCACGUGCUGUUCAAAUUGUUUCCCACCCAUUCUUUGGCAGGGUAGUUCUGACAGCUGGGCCAGCACAAUUUGGAAUGGACCUAUCCAAACACAGCGUAGGGACAAGAGGAUUUGUUGCAACCAGUAAACCUUACAAUGGAUGCUCGGAGAUCACUAAUCCUGAAUCAGUGAAGGAGAAAAUUGCUUUGAUGCAGAGAGGCCAGUGCAUGUUUGCUGAAAAGGCACGAAACAUCCAAAAAGCUGGAGCAAUAGGGGGCAUUGUUAUUGAUGACAAUGAGGGAAGCAGCAGCGACACUGCUCCUCUAUUCCAAAUGGCUGGUGAUGGAAAGAAUACAGAUGAUAUCAAAAUCCCCAUGCUCUUCCUGUUCAACAAAGAAGGAAAUAUUAUACUUGAUGCAAUCCGAGAAUAUGAGGCUGUAGAAGUGCUUCUUUCUGAUAAAGCAAAAGACAGAGAUCUGGAAAUGGAAAACAUGGACCAGAAGUCAUCUGAAAAUGAUUCACAUAAGCGGAGACCAGAAGAGACUUCAGCAUCUGAGGACCUCAGCUUGGUCAGUCAAGAGCCUGAAGGAGAAGAAAGUUCUGAUGUUACUCACCUCGAUUCAUUAUCUCCUGUUGAUGCAGACAGUGAUAGCAUUUCCAUUUCAAACCAGGAGUCCUGUAUCACAGAAAUCCAUGAGGCUAUUGUUCAAGAGACAGAAAGUACAGAAUUAGAUAACAAGCCUCAGGAACAAUCUCAGACUGAGAGAGAUUCCAGCUCCAAUGUUAAUUGGGAUAAUAGAGUACAGCCUAUGGAAUCCAUAUUAGCAGAUUGGAAUGAAGAUAUAGAAGCAUUUGAAAUGAUGGAAAAGGAUGAACUAUGACUUCUAAUAACUUAUUUGUGGAUAAACAAAAUGGUGAAUUUGUUGGGUAAAAGUGAGGCCCUAAUAUCUAAGAAUUAGAAAUUGUUCAGUAUUGUGAUGAGCAACCAGGUUUCACCUGGAUAAUAGAAACCCAGCAUGUGUUAUAAUUUAUAUGGUUUUAAUUUUUCCUGUUUUGAAAUGGGAAUGUGCAAUUGAACUGUUUGUAUGGCUCUGUUGCAUGGUGCUGUAAUACAGGAGGUUUCAUUCAGGGAAUUAAUCAGAUUUCUGCAUUCCAGGCUUCUGGAGAGCAGAUUGCCUUGGCCUCUGGAAAGGUAGAAGUUGAAUGUAAUAGGAUUAAUACACCACUUGUUGGCUGGUUAUGGCACUUGAAGGCAAUAGUCAGAGGCUAUUCUAGUUGAAGGUUCAGUUUCACUGAUAAAGGCCUUUAUGGAGAGAAAUAGGUGCAACUGUGAGACAUUUCCAGUUGUAAUGUCUUUAAAACACAGCUAGAAACAGCUCAAUUUGUCCUGACAUUUAUAUCUUAAUAAGAUAUAGCAGUGUUGCUCAUCACUCCUUCCAUCUGUUUUGAAGAAUGUCCAAGAUGACUUGGAUUUUUCCUCUUCUGCUCUUAUUUCAACUAGAGAGGCUGUAUAAACCAAAGGUAAUGUGCUCUAUUAGGAAGCUCUCUUAGGAAAAUUAAGAAAGCUUUGCUAACUAGAGGAGUAGUACAUAAAGGUUCACAGUGAUUAUGAAGAUUGUUACUUGAAUUAAGGUAAAUUGGGCAAAACAUGUUUUAAUACAAUUUUUCCUUUUUGGCCUUCCAUGCUUAAAGCUAUCAAGCUUAAAACUACCCUAAUAUACAGAAUUUAGCAUUAUUAUUCUCUGAAAAUUGAAAUUCUCAUCUAUUGAGUAUCUAUGACAAUUUCUGUUUUCUCUACAAGAUCUAUAUCUGUCAGCCUUAAAUUUGUAACAUUUUGGGCAAGAAAGCCAGUAUCAAUAGUGAAGUACAACUGUUUACCUUUAGCUGUUGGGUCCAUAAUUCAAAAUUUAGUGAUGUGAAGUCAAAGAAUAAUUGAUAUGAUACUUCGUGGCUUCUGGGUUCUUUUUUUUUUGUUUUUGUUUGGUUUUUUUUUUUUUAAUACAGGUAAGCCUGGUUCCUAAUUUAUCAUGUUUUCGGAAGUAUCCUCUAAUUAAAUCACAAAUCUGUUUAAGCAAACAAGAAGCAGUUAGCUUAACUGUGCCCAAAUUAAAACUGCCAAAAAUCUAGUUUAACUUGAUAUAUAGACACGGGUUUUAGUUAAUUAUGGUUCAAUUCAGUAUUUAAUUAAUCUGUUUUUUCCUUUUCAAAGAGAGACUUAACACUGCCUAUAUCACACACCAGACUAAAACUGAAAGUUUUUAUAUUUAUAUAUAAUCUUUAUAAUGGCAGACAGAUGUAUCCCUGUCUGAAGUGCACCUUUCAUUUUACUGGUGAGAUUAAAAUGUGCCGAAUAUGCAAAUGUCAAUCAGUACAGCCAUACUGUAUUGUACUUGUGUAUAUUCAUAUACGGUUUCAAGUCCCAGACAAAUGUUGUAUACAUGUAAUCUGACAGUGACACUUGCUCUCAAGAGUAUCAAAAUGCACAAGUACCUUUGAGAGCAUGUUAAUCAAUCAUAAUACUACACAGAAAUUGAAUGACAAUUUAACUGAAUAGAGGUGUAGUUAACUUUGAGAUAGUGAAGCAGUAGGGAACUAGUGAAUAAGUGUCCUUUUAAAAUGUAGUUUUAAUUUCUUUGCACAAAUAACUAUGGAGGUUUGGGCUUAAUAUAUUGGUACAGCGCUGAAGCUUAAUACUUCGUCAUUUUAGACUGAGGGAUUGAUUUUAAAGGAUGGGAUUAUUCCUCAAAAUCUUUGAAGUGUCCUUUGUAAUGGGUGCCCAGCUCAUGCAAUUGAGGCAUGCCUGGUAUGGCCACAGAAUCCAGUGUGUGUUUUUUCUGGGCAAAAGAUGAUAUGGCUGCAAGUGACCAGUUGCACCAUACGGUGGUAUAGUUCAGAAAUCGUAACUCUAAAAAGGAGUUAGAUAUUUCCAAAUGUCAGAAUCUGGUGCCACUAAUGAGGGUUUUUAUUCUAACUCUACUGGAUGUAGGCUACACUAAUAAAAGCUGCACAGGUUCUGUGAUUAUAUUCUCUAAUCUCACCAUGGAAGUACCUUCGUUGAGGUAUUUUUAAGGAUUGUAUGUAAAGUGGUUUCUGGUCAUUACAUUAGCUGUCAUAUUAAAAAUUUAAUUUGACAAACCUUUUGCUAAAGUUUUCAGUUCCUUCCUGCAGAAAGUGAUUUAGUUUUUAAUGCUAAAAUUUGUCUUUAGAAACAUUAUUAGAAGUUGAUGCUCUAAUUCUCCCUGUCACCAAAAGGUAAUCAUUUAUGACUGACUAACCUUACAUUAAGUGUAAGCACCGACACAACAGUUCUGACACAGGCACAUUCCAUUCUCUGAAGUGAGGGAUUGUUAAGAGAAUCCCUUGAUAUAAUUUUUGAAGCAUCUGUUGUGUGGUGGUCUACCUCAGAUAAAUGUUGUCCCUUUUUUUGAGAUUAGUUUAACUUUACCUUUUUUAAGCGAUUAUGAUGGCCAUAGAUCCAUGGUUUACAGAACUGAUUCAGGUAAAGUAGACCUUUUGGGGAAAAAAAGAUAAAUUAGGGGACAAUUUUAUUCAGGUUUUUUCACUGUCUUUUUCCUAAUAAAGAUGGAAAUAGACUUUAGUUUUAACCUCUUCAUAUCACUCUAAAAAUACAAUAAAAGUUUCUGUAACAUGUUAAUGCCAUUUUAAAAAGCAAAAGGAAUGUGUGAUUGAACAGAAGAUAAUUUUGGAGAGGAGUAGAAUGUACUUUGCAAAUUUUUAAAAACUUCUAUUGUGCUUAGAGAAUAUUCUUCUUGCAUCACUAUGUCAAUAUCAUGUGGAUAUUUCCGUGCUCUGAUUGUGCUGUUUGGUUAACUAGAACACUGAAGAGUUUAGGAUUCUUAUUUAGAACUAGCACAUCUUAUUCCCUAAUGUAAUUCAAAGUAGCCAAUUUAAUAUCUCCUUUGAUGUUAAAGGAAUAUUCUCUAUUUACACUUACUGUUUCAUAAUGAAGUUUUAAAAUAAACUGAGCAUUGUUUCUCCUCCUCCUCCCACCGUGGUUUUAGCUGAAGGCUUAGCUUUAGUCAGUGAAACAGUGUGUGGCGAGACUGUAGUGAAUGUUAACAGGACACCUUAUGCAAAGGCUUCAGUCAGAACAUAGAAAAAACAUUCUGUGAAUGAAAUAUUGUAUGUUUGGAUUUUAUAGGAUUUUUUACCAGCCCAAUUUACAUCCAUAUAUUUUCUUAUGAUGUAACUUAUGAAAUAUCUAAUAACAGGUGCUGUAAUACUACUGUUGGGUUUUACUGUCUGGUGAUAAGUGUAUACAGUAUUUCUAAGAGCAACUGUGUACUGUGAUGUAAAAGUCUGGGCUAAAAUGUAUAUAAUCCUUGUAUAUAAUUGAGUACUGGAUUAUAAUUGCUGAUUGUAAAGAUUUAAUAAAAUAUGUAAAUAUUCUGGUCAAA
Messenger RNA from Chelonia mydas (Green sea turtle), 10362 nucleotides. RefSeq names its product ER degradation enhancing alpha-mannosidase like protein 3 (gene EDEM3). NCBI's taxonomy places the organism in Eukaryota, Metazoa, Chordata, Testudines, Cheloniidae. Gene Ontology annotation, cellular component: membrane; endoplasmic reticulum. The record is from RefSeq and is a predicted model, not a curated record. Gene Ontology annotation, molecular function: calcium ion binding; mannosyl-oligosaccharide 1,2-alpha-mannosidase activity. Bases 3859 to 6825 code for a protein of 988 amino acids. The transcript is spliced from 20 exons. Gene Ontology annotation, biological process: mannose trimming involved in glycoprotein ERAD pathway; endoplasmic reticulum mannose trimming; carbohydrate metabolic process.